UUCCGAGGGCCACUUUGGAGCUAUGUGGCUCCUUGCCUGUCUGUGCCUUGUGCUGUGUUUUCUGGGAGGCGUGAGCUGCACCUGUCCCGCGCAGUGCACCUGUGAUCAUCACGAUAGGAAUGACGGCUCGGGAUCAAGGUCAGUGUUGUGUAAUGACCUGGACAUGAAUGAAGUCCCCACAAACUUCCCCGUGGACACCGUGAAGCUUCGAAUAGAGAAGACUGUGGUCCAAAGGAUCCCCGCAGAGGCCUUCUACUACCUGGUGGAGCUGCAGUACCUCUGGCUUACUUACAACUCAGUGGCCAGCAUAGAACCUGGCAGCUUCUAUAACCUAAAGCAACUGCAUGAGCUGCGUUUGGAUGGCAAUUCUCUGACCACUUUCCCUUGGGCGUCUCUGCUGGACAUGCCCCACCUGAAGACACUGGACCUGCACAAUAACAGAAUAACCCGUGUGCCAAAUGAGGUGCUCAGAUAUCUGAAGAACCUUACCUACUUGGAUUUGUCAAGCAACCGAAUAGCCACACUGCCACCAGAUUUCCUGGAGAGCUGGUCCCAUUUAGCUGUGACACCUUCUAGAAGCCUGGAUCUUCCACCGAGAAGAAUUAUUCUUGGUUUACAGGACAACCCUUGGUUCUGCGACUGUCACAUUUCCAAAGUGAUUGAGUUGUCGAAAGUUGCUGACCACACCGUUGUACUUCUUGACCCUCUGAUGGUCUGCAGUGAACCCGAGCGCCUCGAAGGAAUCUUGUUUCAGAGGGCGGAGCUGGAACAGUGUCUGAAGCCAUCAGUGAUGACCUCAGCUACCAAGAUCACAUCUGCUGUGGGUAGUAAUGUCCUGCUGAGGUGUGAUGCCACUGGCUACCCCACCCCACAGCUGAUGUGGACCAGAUCCAACGGCUCACCAGUUAAUUACACAGUAAUCCAGGAGUCUCCCGGAGAAGGAGCCAGAUGGUCCAUUAUGAGCCUGACAGGCAUCUCCUACAGGGAUGCUGGCGAUUACAGAUGUAAAGCCAAGAACCUAGCUGGGACAUCUGAAGCUGUGGUGUCUGUGACCGUUGUUGGCACCGUUACUACCACCCUAUUACCAGACACUUCAGAAAGAAACCCCGGAGAGCACCCAGACGAGGAUCCCCAGCCGGGAGCAGGAAGCUCGCCACCUCUACCUAAGUCAUGGUUACCACCGGGCCUCUCUUCCACUUCUUCUUAUUCCACUCCUUCAACUGCUCUGUCUACAUCUUCAUCAUCUUCUUCUUCCUUCUCUUUGCCUCCUGUCUUCUCUGUUGCUUCUGCACCCACGAGUGUAAAAACCAGCAGCUCGGAAAGCACCGUCAGGACGAGCCACCAGCCACUCCCGCUCCACCCCGGCGGGAAAAGCCACGCAAAACUAGAGAAGAACGGAAGUAAGUUUCCGCCCGUCAGCGCGAGUAAGAAAGAGGAGUUGGCACUGUUGGAUCAGGCGAUGCCCACGGAAACAAACGUCUCUAUAGCUGACCUCAGGGUGGCCAGCGAGACUGGAGUGAGCGCGACUUUGACGUGGAACGUCACCACACGGGGGACUGCUGUGACUGUGCUGUAUUCUAAGUACGGAGAGAAGGACCUGCUGCUAGCGGAUGCAGACUAUGGCGAGAACCAGGCAACCAUAGAUGGCCUAGAACCCGGCAGUCAGUAUGUGGCAUGUGUCUGUCCCAAAGGAGUGGCUCCCCGGAAGGACCAGUGUAUUGUGUUUUCUACCAACGGAGUGGAAGAGCGUGACUCCCAGUGGUCAUUCCCCAUCGUGGUGGCCAGCACUGCCUGUGUUAUAGUUGUGCCCCUAAUUUGUUUUUUAUUAUAUAAAGUGUGUAAACUGCAAUGUACAUCAGACCCUUUCUGGGAAGAUGAUUUGGCGAAAGAGACAUAUAUCCAGUUUGAGACUCUGUCGCCCAGGUCACAAAGUAUAGGAGAGCUGUGGACGCGGAGGCACAGAGAUGACACAGAGAAGUUGCUGCUGUACUCCCGGGCAAGUGUGGACUCUCAGCUGAACUCUAAUUGUGACGGUUGUAGACCAGAGUACCAUUGCUGAGGUUUUGCAGGUGCGCUGAAUGUGAGCCAGGAACCGAGGGAUCUAAUACUGUCCCAGACCCUCUGUUGGAUGACUUUUUGGACAGACUUUUGUAUCAUCUGUGAGAAUCACAAACAAUUUUUUAUGCAAUUUUUAAUUUAGUUGAGAAACAUCUCAGCUAUAACAACAAAUGACCUUUAUUUUUUAUAUAUGACGAAUGACGUCCAAGUAAAUAAUUUCUUAGUAGUAUUUAAUAAGCUUAUAGUAAUUUUAGGGCAACUUAGUUCCUAAAAUAAGUUUAUAAAAAAUACUUACAAUAGCUAACCUCUCCAUUUGAAAGAACACGGGUUAGCAGUCAAGAGAUGUUAGCAUUUCCACCGAAGCCUGGCAACCCUGAAUGUUCAAAGUGCCCUGGAGAGUUUGCUGUGGGUGUUUGCCGCUGCUGCCUGGUGUGCGAGCAUGAGACCCUAAUGAAUCUUGUGUCCACAGAUAGAUUUUUCCCUAAUCCUUUAAGUCAGAUAUCAGUCAAAUUAAGUACAACAUGAGGAUAAUAACAAACACAACAUUUUUUGUAGAACUAGUGACUGUGUUUUAAUACAGUACCUAGCGGUUGUAUUUUUAACACAGUUGAUAGACUGUCUGUUUGGGCCUCGUGAUGUGUUAAUUUAAGAACAAUCUUCUUAAUUUCUUUCCACUCCCCCCCAUCUCAUUGUCUUCCUUCAGUUUCCUUUCUUCAUCCUUUAAAGCUUCCCUUUUAAGGGACAGAAGAUGCCCAGCCGCCAAUGAACUGCAAGCUCAGCUGUCUUCUGCCUCCCAUAUUUUCAUUCUCUGGAUAGAAGGAAGGCCUCUGAGAUU
Arvicola amphibius (Eurasian water vole) is the source of this 2893-nucleotide messenger RNA. RefSeq names its product leucine rich repeat, Ig-like and transmembrane domains 3 (gene Lrit3). Gene Ontology annotation, molecular function: protein binding. NCBI's taxonomy places the organism in Eukaryota, Metazoa, Chordata, Mammalia, Rodentia, Cricetidae. Bases 23 to 2059 code for a protein of 678 amino acids. The transcript has 4 exons. The record is from RefSeq and is a predicted model, not a curated record.